GGAGACGUCCUGCGUUUUAUGACUUACGUGUUUAAUUACUGAUACAUAGCCCCAUCUUGUACAUAUCCUCAACAUCCUCAGCGACGAUGAGCUCAACCUCAUUUCACCGGCUUACCCGGUCGUUGCUGGUCCUUCCUCCGCUGUUUCUCACUGUCUACCUCUUGGCCAGCUUCCCGCGGCCACCUACGGCACCCAUCGUCCAUACAUCCCUAGCGCACCUCCCGAGCUCAUCGCCAUCGUGGAAUGUAUACCCAGAGGACUUUUAUACUGGAGGCGCAUAUGCGAACCUCCCUCUAGGACGGGUGCGGUAUUGGCUCAUAGGACCGGAAGACGGACGGAGGGUUGUUCUUAUACAUGGUCUCUCCAUACCGGCUAUCGUCUGGAAAGACGUAGCGCCUGUACUUGCCUCGCAAGGAUAUCGUGUACUUCUAUAUGAUUUGUACGGUCGCGGUUACUCGGAUGCCCCCCAAGUAACUUACGAUACCACCCUUCACACCACCCAGCUUGCGCUCCUUAUGCAACAUAUUAAAUGGGACAAUGCAUUCAUUAUAGGAUUGUCGAUGGGAGGUGGCAUUGCAACUGCAUUCUCAGUUCACUUCCCUCACCUUGUAAAUGGAAAAGUCGCUCUUGUUGCUUCAGCAGGUAUCAUUGAGUCGAGCGAUCUUUCUCGCACCGCCAAAUUCAUGUCAUCUCCGCUCGUGCAAACUGUGUCUGCCCUCCCACCUUUCCAACAUUACAUGCGUCUCCUUGCGAAUACCUCUAAAUCUUCUGAACUUCUUGAAAUCAAUCCGAUACAAGAAAUCGUCCGUCUCCAAUCCGCUCAUCUUCCUCACUACAAUGCUGCCGUGGCAUCUUGCCUUCGCGACGGCCCUAUCCGUGGCCUACAUUUAGCAUUCCAGACACUCGCACGCUCUAGCAACCAGGUGUUGCUCAUUCAUGGCACAGCGGACAAGACUGUCCCCUAUAAAUAUGCUUUUCAGAUACGCAACAUUGUGCCACCCGCCGACCUCGUCACCAUCAGUGAUGGUGGCCAUGAUAUCACCGUAACUCACGCAUCGGAGGUGAACGCCGCGCUACUUCACUUCCUCUCUGACGAAUACUCGUACAACCCUCGCAAAUGAGCGUCACCUCAAUGAUAUACAGUCAUCUUAUUCGAACACUAUUCCAUCGUAGUCUUGCAUUAUUCUGGAUACCAUGCCCAUCCCCCGUUAUCGCAUUCAAUCCUUGUCGAUUGUUAUCGUCGCUAUUCGUCCGCGUUACACUGUACCUCUCCCCUUUUGGAUUACUGUGGAAACCUACAAGCUUUAGUGUUUUUGAUGG
Messenger RNA from Suillus paluster, 1320 nucleotides. Its product is annotated as Alpha/Beta hydrolase protein. The coding region runs from base 87 to 1121 and encodes 344 amino acids. The record is from RefSeq and is a predicted model, not a curated record. The transcript is spliced from 10 exons. Lineage: Eukaryota; Fungi; Basidiomycota; Agaricomycetes; Boletales; Suillaceae.